GCGACUGUCGAUGUUGCUGUAGGGUUGUUGAUGCUCUGUAGUGAUCGAUUGAUUACGAGGUUACAGAUCUUUUUGAGGCUCUUCGACUGGGACGGUGAUGGGUUCUUAGGGCCUGAGGAACUGUUAUCAGCGCUCAAGUGCGCUUCUCGGUUAUUAGGUGGGUUAGGGUUCCUCCGACGGCCCGCGGGCGACUCAGAAUUGUUUAGUGUAACACAGCGCGCCCUAGCCGAACAGAGAAUCAAGUCGGAACGGAACGGCGGCAUUGGCCGGAUGACUUUAGCGGAAGCCACUGAUUGGAUGGCCCAUGCAGUUGCAACAAGUACCGUCCUGUCGAAGUUGUUCGGCGUGCAGUUCGCCUUUGGGGAGUUGAGUGCCUAUCAGCGGCAGAAGAUGCCUACUGUCAGACUCUUCGAGCUUGGGUUAUUAAGGCCGGCCGAUGUGAAAUACACGGUCGCGUUCGAGUCCAGCAAAGUCAGAGAAGAGCUCGGGUCCGAGUUCAAGCUCCAGCUGCACGAAAGAGCUACUGCUCGCGGCUUA
Messenger RNA from Pelagomonas calceolata, 537 nucleotides. The record is from the annotation of a GenBank genome assembly. NCBI's taxonomy places the organism in Eukaryota, Pelagophyceae, Pelagomonadales, Pelagomonadaceae.